Messenger RNA from Mirounga angustirostris (Northern elephant seal), 2583 nucleotides. RefSeq names its product forkhead box P3 (gene FOXP3). Gene Ontology annotation, molecular function: DNA-binding transcription repressor activity, RNA polymerase II-specific; RNA polymerase II cis-regulatory region sequence-specific DNA binding. The record is from RefSeq and is a predicted model, not a curated record. Lineage: Eukaryota; Metazoa; Chordata; Mammalia; Carnivora; Phocidae. Gene Ontology annotation, cellular component: nucleus. Gene Ontology annotation, biological process: regulation of transcription by RNA polymerase II. The coding region runs from base 307 to 1920 and encodes 537 amino acids. The transcript has 13 exons.
CCCAGGCACCCACACCCCGGCACCCCCGGGGACCGCUCCGGGAGGCGGCAGCAGCGCCUCCAGCUCCACCAUGACGCGCCCCAAGCGCUCCAGACGGCCCGGCGCGGGCGGCAGCGAAAAUGUGGGCACCAGGCCUGAAGCCAGUCUUGCAGAGGGCUUGGAGUAGACGUUGGAUGACAGAACCCUGGGCCAUGCAGGGCGCUGAGGAGCCGGGGGCUGGGAGCGGCAGCCAUGACCUCUCAGGAGAAGCCCCUGGGGCCCGGUCUCCCCUGCUGACCACUGGUUAAAGGGGGCUACUGCUCAAGUAUGGAAAUGCAGCACCAAUUCUUGGACAACCAUAAAACCUCACAAGCUUCAAGCCCCCAGAGGAAUCUCCAAAUCUCAGAACUUCCCUGUCACUGCAGCCUAGAAUUUAAGACCCAAGACUGUUUGGCCCAAGGAAACCUGGGGGUUUUUAAGCCCGCCCAGCACCAAAGAAGGCAGAGCCCCCACUUGCCAGCUCUGUCAUCUUGGGCAAGUCACUCGACUACUUCGCGCCUCUGUUUUCCCCAUCUGUAUAACGGCCAUGAUGACAAGAUGGACCGCAAAGGGCUGUGCCUGCCCUUGGACAAGGACCCAAUGCCCAACCCCAGGCCAGCCAAGCCCUCGGCCCCUUCCUUGGCGCUUGGCCCAUCCCCGGGAGCCUCGCCCAGCUGGAGGGCUGCACCCAAGGCUUCAGACCUGCUUGGGGCCAAGGGCCCGGGGGCAACUUUCCAGGGCCGGGACCUCCGAGGCGGGGCCCAUGCCCCCACCUCCUCCUCUUUGAACCCCAUGCCACCAUCGCAGCUGCAGCUGCCCACAGUGCCCCUAGUCAUGGUGGCACCCUCCGGGGCACGGCUGGGCCCCUCACCCCACUUGCAGGCACUCCUCCAGGACAGGCCACACUUCAUGCACCAGCUCUCAGCGGUGAACACCCACGCUCGGACCCCGGUGCUGCAGGUACGCCCACUGGACAGCCCAGCUAUGAUCAGCCUGCCGCCACCCACUGCUGCCGCCAGCGUCUUCUCCCUCAAGGCCCGGCCCGGCCUGCCGCCUGGGAUCAACGUGACCAGCCUGGAGUGGGUGUCCAGGGAGCCAGCCUUACUCUGCACCUUCCCAAGCCCCGGCACACCCAGGAAAGACAGCACCCUUUCAACCGUGCCCCAGGGCUCCUACUCGCUGCUGGCAAAUGGUGUCUGCAAGUGGCCCGGUUGUGAGAAGGUCUUCGAGGAGCCAGAGGAUUUCCUCAAGCACUGCCAGGCGGACCAUCUCCUAGACGAGAAGGGCAGGGCACAAUGUCUCCUCCAGAGGGAGGUGGUGCAGUCUCUGGAACAGCAGCUGGUGCUGGAGAAGGAGAAGCUGGGCGCUAUGCAGGCCCACCUGGCUGGGAAGAUGGCCCCGACCAAAGCUCCAGCCACGGCGUCAUCGGACAAGGGCUCCUCCUGCUGCAUCCUAGCUGCAGGUACUCCGGCUGCCCCUGGCCCAGCCUGGCCCAGCCCCCAGGAGGCCCCCGACGGCCUGUUUGCUGUGAGGAGGCACCUCUGGGGCAGCCAUGGAAACAGCACGUUCCCGGAGUUCUUCCACAACAUGGACUACUUCAAGUUCCACAACAUGCGGCCCCCCUUCACCUACGCGACCCUCAUCCGCUGGGCCAUCCUGGAGGCUCCCGAGAAGCAGCGGACACUCAACGAGAUCUACCACUGGUUCACACGCAUGUUUGCCUUCUUCAGGAACCACCCUGCCACCUGGAAGAACGCCAUCCGCCACAACCUGAGCCUGCACAAGUGCUUCGUGCGGGUGGAGAGCGAGAAGGGGGCCGUGUGGACCGUGGAUGAGUUCGAGUUCCGCAAGAAGAGGAGCCAGAGGCCCAGCAGGAGCGCCAACCCCACACCCGGCCCCUGACCUCAAAACCAAGGAAAGGAGGAAGGAAGGACAGGGGCCAAAAUGGGGGGUGGAAGUGGCCGGGGGCAGGGGUGACGGGCCCUGGACGUGCCCACAGGGACCAAGAAGUGAGGUGUGCACAGUCUUGCCUGCCAGGGACCCUGAUCCUCAGCUGACCACCCUUCUAGAUCGUAUGCUCUGCACCAAGGCUGCUCAGAGGGGCCCCGGCCCCCCGGCCCACCUUCCUGCAACAAGCUCUUUAGCCAAACUGAGCCUUCACAACCAAGCACACACAGCCUGCCUCAGUCGCUCUCAGAGAUGACCUCAGGGCUGGACAAGACACACACACAGCCACAACCCUGUCCCUUGGACACAGUACAAAGAGCCUGCCUCAGUACCCUCGGGCAACCUCAACUCCGCAGUCCCGCAGACAAUCAUACCUGAGCACAGUCCUGUCAACCCACACACCCACGGCCAUCCCCCCCACCCUGCCCUCACCUGCGCUGUGCCCAGGACCCCGCCCAGAAGCAGCCUUGGUACCUUCAGGAUCUCACGUCCCAAAAAGCCACACAAACACACCCCAGUCAUGCACAUUCUCACGCAGCCCCCAAAACAUCAGCUUGCUCACGCAGCCCACGAGAACACACCUGUGCAUCUCAUGUCAUGCACACGCACUUGGCACCC